UCCCGCAGUGAGGAGCUGAGGAAGUGAGUGAGCAGGGUCCGAGCGGCGGAGGAAUACACACAGCUAUAUAGACACUGACACCAGGAGAUACACACCUUUAGCCUUCGGUAGGGGUGUAGAGCCAGUUACCGUCCGGGUAGUCUAGUUUAGAUAUAACCGAUCCAUCCCGUGCCACCAGACAUGGCUGACCAGCUAACAGAGGAGCAAAUCGCUGAGUUCAAGGAGGCCUUCUCCUUAUUCGAUAAGGACGGCGAUGGCACCAUCACCACGAAAGAGCUGGGCACGGUGAUGAGGUCGCUGGGCCAGAACCCCACGGAGGCUGAGCUGCAGGACAUGAUCAACGAGGUGGACGCAGAUGGCAAUGGAACCAUUGACUUCCCUGAAUUCCUGACCAUGAUGGCCAGGAAAAUGAAGGACACAGACAGCGAGGAGGAAAUCCGCGAAGCAUUCCGGGUAUUCGACAAGGACGGGAACGGUUACAUCAGCGCGGCUGAGCUACGCCACGUCAUGACAAACCUAGGCGAGAAACUAACAGACGAAGAGGUAGACGAAAUGAUCAGAGAAGCAGACAUCGACGGCGACGGGCAGGUUAAUUACGAAGAAUUUGUACAAAUGAUGACUGCAAAAUGAAGCUCUCCUGACCUGUCCUUACCCUCUUAGAAGAUUAAAAAAAAAAAUCAGUCAAAUGUUUUACUUACCUCUUGCAAAAAUGUUCAUUUAUUCAUACUGUUUCUGUAUAAAAAACAUAAUUGAAUGUUAAAAAAUCCUUCUGUCCACUUACAGGGAAAAAAAGAGAAAAAAAAAGCAAACAAAAAAUAUCUGCAUGUAACAGUUAGUGGUCCUGUCCCCAAAGAUCAGUUUAGCAUCAAUUAUGAAACGGAAAAAUACCUAUACUACCUUCAAAACAGAAAAUAGCACUUGGUGAACUUCUCAACAGUUCCAUUUGCUAGUGAUAAUGUUUGGGCUGGCCAUUUUCUUUUGUCUUUCUUUUCUUCAUGCAUGCAGCUUGAGGCUGGAGCACACUCUGGCGAAUCAGACCGUGCUGAUUCCACUAAAGUGUUGUAUUGUCGGUAUGGUACAGUUUGUAUUUGGAGGGGGAAGCAGGGGUCUCAUUUGCUCCGAAGUGGAAUGGGACCUUGUGGUGUGCUCAAAUAAUUGAAAAGAUAUUUUUUAAAAUGAUCAUGGAAAAACAUUUUAGAAUAUGUUUGGCAUGUGGGUAUUUGGGAUUACUGUUUCCUUGUUGUGCGUUGCACUACCGUGGGGGGAAAGAGUCCAGUUAUGACCUUUCGCCUAAUUAGAAAAAUCAUUCUUCUGGCAAGGGAACAUUGUUGACUUUCAUGUUUGUAUCUUCUGUUGCUCGACUGACAUGAGCGUGUCAAUUGAUCUUGUAUAUCUACAGUGCAUAGGAUUUCAGCACAAAAGUCUUCUAGGCUGUUCAUCUGAAUACAGUUUACGUUCAUUCCAAGUUGUACAUGCUAGUCUUUUAAUUUUUUUUUCCAAUAAAAGACCAUGAACUUAAGAAA
Messenger RNA from Megalops cyprinoides (Indo-Pacific tarpon), 1523 nucleotides. RefSeq names its product calmodulin 1a (gene calm1a). The transcript has 6 exons. Gene Ontology annotation, molecular function: calcium ion binding. Lineage: Eukaryota; Metazoa; Chordata; Actinopteri; Elopiformes; Megalopidae. The coding region runs from base 181 to 630 and encodes 149 amino acids. The record is from RefSeq and is a predicted model, not a curated record.